AUGGCUAUCCUACGACUCGCAGUGUGUAUAUCUGGAGUAUACGCUACGUUUCUUCUCUGGGCAAUCGCUCAAGAACGAUUAUCCAAACCCUUCCCCUCUAUCCACCCUCACCCGGAUUCUCAACCGAACGAUCCUUCAGAGCCUCUUCCAGGGGACAAAUUCCCAUCUCCGAUCUUUCUCAAUUUCGCCCAGGCCAUCGCAUCGUCGCUGAGCGCGUUAUGUUAUUUGGUUUUCAAUGCUUGGAGAGAGGGCUGGAAUGGGAGGGGAAUGGGGAAAGUGCUGGGUCUGAAUGAUUUAUUUGGUGGGGAGCGGAAAGAAGAAAAUGGGGUCUUUGAGAAGGCUGGAACAGAGGUUGCUCCCAAAGCAAAGCCGGGCAGAAAGUCGCUCUUGGCCCUGCUUGUACAGGUAUCGAUCUUCCAGACGAUAGCGAGCCCUAUCGGGUUCAUGGCUCUCCGGCACAUUUCUUAUCCCACCAUGGUUCUCGGCAAGUCGUGUAAGCUCAUCCCCGUGCUGCUCCUGAAUGUGCUUUUGUACAGGCGCAAAUUCUCUUCGCACAAGUAUGUGGUGGUAGCGCUCGUUACGGUGGGGAUCAGCAUGUUCAUGUUGAUGGCCGAAGCACCAAAGAAGAAGAAGGGCGGGGCGGAUAGUAUACAGGGUCUCGUCUUAUUGCUUGUCAACCUCUUGAUUGACGGUCUCACCAACUCGACCCAAGACCAAAUAUUCUCGUCCUACCCCACAUUCACCGGUCAACAGAUGAUGUUCACCAUGGCCCUCACAACUCAAAUCAUCCUUCUCCCCCUCCUCCUCAUUCCCCUUCCAUCCCACCCAAUUGCCCUCCUGGCCAACCUUCCCCUGCUUCUGGCGAAUACCUUGCCCACAUCAUCACUCACUUUUGCCCCUCCUGCCGCGUUAGAGUCAAUCUCUUUCCUCCUCUCCCACCCCGCUGCUCUACAGCCUCUGCUGGCGUAUGCCCUGCUCGGCGGGCUGGGUCAGCUUUUUAUCUUUGAGACGAUCCAGCACUUUGGAUCGCUCACCCUCGUCAUGGUCACCGUCACCCGCAAACUCUUCACCAUGCUUCUCAGUGUGUUUGUGUUUGAACACAAGCUUACGCCAGGGCAGUGGGGUGGUGUGGGGGUGGUGUUUGCGGGUAUUGGGGUCGAGGCGGCACAGAAGAGGGGAUCUGGCGCGAAGAAGGCUGAAAAGACGGACAAGAAGGAAUAG
Molecule: messenger RNA, 1221 nt
Organism: Cryptococcus wingfieldii CBS 7118
Lineage: Eukaryota; Fungi; Basidiomycota; Tremellomycetes; Tremellales; Cryptococcaceae
Product: solute carrier family 35 (UDP-galactose transporter), member B1
Exons: 5
Coding region: 1-1221 (406 amino acids)
Biological process (GO): UDP-galactose transmembrane transport
Cellular component (GO): Golgi membrane; endoplasmic reticulum membrane
Molecular function (GO): UDP-galactose transmembrane transporter activity; UDP-glucose transmembrane transporter activity
Source: RefSeq, a predicted model, not a curated record